This is a messenger RNA of Chironomus riparius, 498 nucleotides long. The record is from the annotation of a GenBank genome assembly. NCBI's taxonomy places the organism in Eukaryota, Metazoa, Arthropoda, Insecta, Diptera, Chironomidae.
AUGAAAAUUUUAUUGUUCUUAAUUAUAUUCACAUCAGUUUAUUGCUAUCCACAAAAUGGAAUUUAUGUAGGAUUAAAGCACAUCAGCAAGUUUAAUGGGAUAUCAAGUGAAGGUGUUGAGUAUGUAAAGAAUUAUUACAUCUCUCAAUAUCUAAAGACGACAGCAGUUAAUGCUAGAAGUGCUUGCAAAAGUUAUUCUAAAGACAUGGAUUUGGUAGCAUUAGAGACACGUGAGGAAUUUAUGAAAAUAAGAACAAAAUUAAGUGCUGUAAUCGGACAGGAUCCAGUAAUUGUUGGCGGUUUUGCACACAAGUUAAAUAAUAAAUUUGAUUAUUAUUGGAUAUCAUCAUCAACGAAGAUUGACUAUACAUAUGAUGCAUCAAGAGGGGAAAAUUGUUUAGCAUUGCAAAAUGAAGGUGCUAUCGGGUACAUUCGAAUUAACUGCGAUGGAAGUCAUUUAUUUAUCUGUCAAGAUGUAGAAUAUCAAUAUGCAAACUAA